CUUCCUAUGUCCUAGCUGUUCGCGUCACAUCACUGAUUCGAUGCGCCAGAUCACCAGCUAAUCCUGAGGAACUCCUAAUCAUCGCAAUGAAAACGCGAGCCUGCGAAGCAAUUUAACAUCAACGAGUAGCGAAGCUGGGUUUCAUACAGUACUCAUUCUGCAAGAUGGACGGACAGGCGGCGGCAGGCGCUCAAUCUGGAAUUUUCGAACCGAAUCAGAAAGAGCAGAACUAUGCAUCUCACGGUACUCUUUUCAAAGCGCUACAUGAUCUGCAGCUUCCACUCGACGCGUUGCUCUCCCACUCAUCUGGAUCGAGGUGUGAUCGAGACAGCGAGAAUGUGAACGCAUCUGCCGCAGCCGCAACAAAGUCGACGGCAUCGAUCCACCUUCAUCCCUUUAAUGCAACCACGGCCAGUGUACUCGGGCAAGGGCCGCUGUGUAACUCGCAAGAUGCCAGUUCUGACCCUUAUCAAAUGCCGGGACUUUCGAGGCAGGCAUUUGCUCAGGCGCUUCAAGCAGUACGGACCUCGCUUGACUGGCACAGAUCCAAGAUUCUGCCUGUGCUCGUACGGCCCGGCGGCCCCUCUACUGGCGACAGGCAACCCGCUGUAUCCCCUAGCUCUGGUCCCGCAAAUGUCCCUACAGACAAUUCUAUCACUACGACAACGAUGUCCACCUCAUCCAAGGAGCGCUUCCUCAUGCUACUGCGUGAGCAAAGCGCCGACGAUGCGACUCUUCAAGAAGUGGUCGGCGCGCUGCUGCAGGGCACUUCAUUGCUAGACUCAGAGACCAAGGGCGCGCCUCCUCUGCGAAACCUGAGGCGACGCUUGCCACAGGCACUCGUCUGGACACCGAAGCGUCUCACACGAAGGCCGCAAGGAGAGAGCGAUGCGAACAGGGAAGCAAAGCGUUGUCGGCUACAAUUUGGAUCGCAUCAUGGAUCGGUCUCGCCGAGCUUGGAUAACAAGGGUAAAGCCAAGGCAGUUGAUGGCGAACAAUCGCACAAAGCGUCUUCCUACUUGCCCCCGCCCUCCCCGCUCGCUUCCACCUUUCUCUCUCGGUUUCAGGCCCUCUCUUCCGAACUCCACGAAAACACCGCGCCACAUCCGGUAAUGACCUUUGCCGAAGCUCGUACCAUCUUGCUCAGGCUUUCUAGCGCUCUGAGCUCGCUCGGUACGGAGUUGAAGCUGGAGCAUCUUGAGGAUCGCCACGAUGUUGAACCGGAGGCGCAGGAAGCCACACAAGUGCAGACGCACACGCUCACCAUCGCCGGGAAGAUUCUUGUGCUUGAUUUUGAGUUCCUGCUCUCCGUUGCGCAAAAGGUGUGGUCCCCAAGCAUCCGGAUACGGAUCUCCUAUGCAACUUCAAGUGGAGAAACGAAUGGGAACGCUCAUGAAGGAUUGUCCAACGAAGUAAUGGAUGUACAGCACAAUAACAGCGAAAAGGCAAGAUACUUUGAGCAAUCACUUGAUGUUCUGCUUCAAAAUGACGUACAAAAAAUAUCCGAGGUGCUCUUUAAUCUGGAAACGACGUCACAUCCGUCAAGGGCCGCAGAGCUGCAGGACAAGCUGGAAGCCCAUUAUGCUCGCUUCUCUGCCAACCUCGAAACGUUGGUGCGCUUGGACCGGAGCAAGGUGCAAGAAGGCUGUUCCGACCCUUUUAGCAGCAUGGCAAGGGUGUGCAAGCAGCUGCAGCAAGCGUUCAGGGAGCCUAAUGAUCGCUCAAUAUGCACAGCCCUGAAUUUAGCGUCACCAUACUUGACUCUCGUCUUGCAAGAAAAGAAUGUCUCAGCUGCAUUUCAAGACUGGCCUUUACUGGUCGAGCACCUCGAAUGGAUCAGCCUGUGCAAACGCGAGGAUAAGCUGUCUCCGUGCUUGGCUCGAUUACACAUGACCAUGCAAGGCACUUUCGGCUUUCAGUUUUCGCAUCCGCUUGCAAUAUCGCAAUCAGCACUGUGCGCGGUCGAGGGCUGCUUGUCCGUCACGACGACCAGCCCAGCCUUACACCCAGGUCAAGUCCGUCCAAUCUUUGAGCUGAACACCAUCGGGCUUAGCACAUCAUUGCUCGCCCUGCUUGGUCGGCCGGCGCCAUUGCUCAAAGCAUCGAAGGUACCAGAGCUGUCGACGCUGAAAAUUGUAACAACAUUCGACCUACAUGCCAGAACUCCCGGGAAUCGCGGGUUCUUGCUCAAUUGGCUGCCAAUACCAGCCGAGAACCCCUCGCAAGUCUUACCAGCGUUGCGUGUGAUACAACAGCAGCUGAAGAUCAACAGACUUAUAGAAGAAGCGAGGCAACUGGCGUGGUCAGCGCAAGAGCAGAACGCAGAUCACAUCGAAGAACAAAGCGAUAGCACUCUGGACCUUGAUGCCGAGCUAGACAGCAUGCUUAGCGGGACAGCGCACAACAAGUCUGUUCUCGUCGUCGUAUCGCUCCUGGACCCUCCACGGCUCGGGCUGUCGGUUUCUUUCACUCUCGUUCGCGAGACUGAUGGCCGUACACGUCCCCUCCACGUAACUGCAGAGCUGGAACCCGAUGCAGAGGCGAUUUCGUGGAAGGCUCUUGCCAGACUCACUGAUCAAUUGACCGGUGGCAUGAAGGACGGCCCUGUUUUGGCUUCUAUGUCUGAAGUGGAGCUGGGUCGAACCCUGAACCACCUAUUGGAUGCUGGGUUUGACGCCUUCGUCAGGUCUCUGUACAACUGGGCAAACGAUUUACAGAAAUGAAUGCUCACGUUGGGACCA
Molecule: messenger RNA, 2741 nt
Organism: Tilletiaria anomala UBC 951
Lineage: Eukaryota; Fungi; Basidiomycota; Exobasidiomycetes; Georgefischeriales; Tilletiariaceae
Exons: 2
Coding region: 474-2723 (749 amino acids)
Biological process (GO): regulation of transcription by RNA polymerase II
Cellular component (GO): mediator complex
Molecular function (GO): transcription coregulator activity
Source: RefSeq, a predicted model, not a curated record